AAGGCGAGCGUGAGGCGUGCGGGAUUCCAGAGUGGGCGCGUCCGGGGUGGCUGUGUGCACGCCGGAGGGGGGCGUGGCUGACGAGGCACUCAGCGGAAUCCUUGGAGCCGGCUGCGGCAGGCUACGAUCUCGGCAACCGGGUGGCUGUGGGAUCUUGGCCCCGGAAGCACGCCGCUCUGGCCGGUGCAGAUCCUCUGACCCUGGCGGUCUCAGGACUGCAUCUACCACAUGGCAGCCCUGUCCCCACCACCGCCUGGUCCCACGUUUGUCCUCCGAGGCACACAGUCACCUGUGAACACGCUGCAUUUCGGCCCACCAUCCCAAGCUCUGGAAAGCCCACUCCUUUUCUCGGGGUCUCAGAGUGGCCUGGUGCACAUCUGGAGCCUGCAGACCAGAAGGACAGUGGCCACCCUGAAUGGCCACGGGGGCCAGGGUGUGACCUGGUUGAAGACACUGCCCCAGGGGCACCAGCUCCUCAGCCAGGGCCGGGACCUGCGGCUGUGCCUGUGGGACUUGGCAGAGGGCAGGAAUACCAUCCUGGAUGAAGUUCAGUUGGACAGUGUGGGCUUCUGCAAGAGCUCUAUCCUGGCCAGGGGACAGCUAUGUUGGAUGCUUGCUGUGCCUGGGAAGGGCAACAGUGAGGUUCAGAUUCUGGAGAUGCCAUCCAAGACGUCAGUGUGCACCCUGAAGCCGGAGGCAGAUGCCAAGCCAGGCAUGCCCAUGUGCCUGGGGCUGUGGCAGACUAACUCCAGUCCCCGCCCACUCCUUCUGGCUGGCUAUGAGGAUGGAUCGGUAACCCUGUGGGACAUCUCAGAGCGGAAGGUGUGCAGCCGAAUCGCCUGCCAUGAAGAACCUGUCAUGGGCCUUGACUUCGACUCUCAGAAGGCCAAGGGCGUCUCAGGCUCUGCCGGGAAGGUACUAGCUGUCUGGAGUCUGGACGGCCAGCAGUCCCUGCAGGUGUGCAAGACUCAGGAACUCACCAAUCCUGGGAUUGCCGAAGUCACCAUCCGGCCAGACCACAAGCUCUUAGCCACAGCAGGCUGGGACCAUCGCAUCCGAGUCUUUCACUGGAGGACAAUGAAGCCACUGGCCGUUCUGGCCUUCCACAGUGCCUCUGUGUACUGUGUGGCCUUUGCCACUGAUGGAUUGCUUGCUGCAGGGUCCAAGGACCAGCGCAUCAGCAUCUGGUCACUCUACCCCUGCCCAUGACUCAGCUGUGGGACGCUGCUGUCUUACUCCAGUCUUGACCCGGCCCUGUGGAAAGUCCUCAGGGACCUCUGGACAGCAAGUUGUGGCCAGAGGUCUAUGGGAUCCACUUUCUUCAUAAGGUUCUCUGUUGCUUUUGUGACUUACCAUUCAGAGGACAGUACCUGAUGACAGACACCUGGCACCUGUAGCUGGGGCCUGGUAGUAUGGUCAGCCUGAACAUAUUUGACAAUAAAUUUCCCGUUGCCAACAUGGAGGCUCAAGGAGGGAACUUUCCAUAGAGAUAUCCCUGUGUUCUCCUCUUAGGAUCAGAGCAGUCGGAACCCCAAGCAGGCCCAUUAGCAACCUGAUGACAGACACCUGGCACCUGUAGCUGGGGCCUGGUAGUAUGGUCAGCCUGAACAUAUUUGACAAUAAAUUUCCCGUUGCCAACAUGGAGGCUCAAGGAGGGAACUUUCCAUAGAGAUAUCCCUGUGUUCUCCUCUUAGGAUCAGAGCAGUCGGAACCCCAAGCAGGCCCAUUAGCAGUCUUACUUUUAAGCCGGCAGUCUGGGUGCAGGUAUGCAGGGCUUGGCCCUGGGAGGCUGUUGGUCCCGCAGUGGCUGUCUGCCACAUCCCCCUGACUCAGUGUCGCAGAAAUGUCUAGGAAGCCCUGACAUACAGGACUGAGGCCGGGAUGAGGAAACUGGGCUCCAUAGAGAGGAGGGGAGGCAGGAGCGGGUUCACGGGGGGUGACCAGUGGUCAUGGAAGGAGGCACGGUGGGUUGCAGUACAAGGCCAGAAGACCCAGAAAGGAGGCCUAGCCUCUGGCGGGAGAAGAUAAAGGGGACAGGCCUCAAGCCCAGGGCAUAGCAUAGCCCUGUGGGACAUGGAGGAACAACGCCUUACUUCAGAGUGAUGUCCAAAGACACUUUGAGUAUGUGACUGACUGGCGGGCAGCCUCUGAGGUAGUGUUAACUGGGGGGACCAGACUGCAAGGGUGAGGAUGCAGCUAAGGAGUGGGGACCUCGGACCUUUCGUCUUCCAUCAAUGGCAGAAGAAUCCUGUACCCCGAAGAGCUGGAAUGCCCUGGUGCUGCCCUGUCAGGCUCUCCUGACAUUAGAGUCUCUGCCUCUGGUCUGUAACAAAACACGGCGCGUGGCUUCCAAAGCUGAAUGUGUCUGUGCCGAAAGGAUUGCACUGCCAUGGUACAGCCUGAUGUCCCCAAGCUGGGGGACAUGUGGGAGGACAGGAGUGUGUGGUCCCCAUGAGAUACAUGCCGCAAGAACUGUGGCGUUGUGUCACAGCUCCAGAGCCACAAAAAGCCCAGUUGGAUCGGUGGCAGGUUGGUUAAGCGUGGUCGAAAAGAUGUGUGUACAUGGAAAGCUAAGAAGCCCAAUUGGAGAGGAGACGGUUGGGAGGUGGGAAUGUGGCUGUCUAUAGGUGGGUUGGGAGGAUGCAUGCGCCUUUUGCCCCAUACUGAGGGAGGCAGUGUGAGAUGUUACACAGCAGCUGCAGCCCCAACCCCAACUGCAGUGGGUAUCUAAGCUGCCAGGUGUAUAAAAGGUGGCACUUGCUCACCAAGGACAGGUGGGAAUACUUCCUGUAAUAGGCUAUGAAUUGGGAGCCACUUCAGCAGAAUCUGACCUGCAGUGCUCUACAACAGGGCUGGACAUCCUGGAGUCCCUAGAGACAGGGCAGGCCAACUGAUCCACAUAGGCAGAAGCGUGUAGACCUGGUGAGCAGUCUGACCCAGUCCCCAAAGCAGCCCUUGGUCACAGGCACAGAAGAAAGACACACUGCUCAUCCCUCUCCAGACUUCCCCAGGAGACCUGACACCCUGUCCCAAGGCUCCUGUUUGUGUUACCCUGAUUAAGUUCUGACACCAAGUCCCUAAAUAUUAGGCUCUGUAGCUUCAAGCCUCUGAAAUCAGGACAAGGCCCCAAGUUUCUCAAAGUAAAAGGUGGGUUGCCUCAGCCUCCCUCUACCCUCCUCCAGAAUUUCUGAAGGAGGGGAGAAAAAAAGAAAGGACAAAUGAGAAGGAGACAGGGAGAUGUCAGCGUCUUGUGUGUUUUGGGCAGAGAGAAAAGAGCAUGCCUGCUACAGUUCAGAUGUGAAAUGUCCCCAUCAGCCUAUGUGUCUAAAUGCUUGGUCCCAGAUGGUGACUCCAGUUGGGAUGGUCAUGGCCCUAUAGGAGGGAGACUCUGGAAGAAAUGGGUCCCUGGGGUGAGUUUAUACCUCAGCCUCUGUCCUCCCUACUGCCCUCCCUGACCAGAUGCAGUGUGAUCUGCCACUCAUAAUGAACUGUGUGCCCUCGAACCAUAAGCCAAAUAAACCCUUCCUACCUUAAGUUGUUUCUA
Microtus oregoni (creeping vole) is the source of this 3544-nucleotide messenger RNA. RefSeq names its product G protein subunit beta 1 like (gene Gnb1l). Gene Ontology annotation, molecular function: protein binding. The transcript is spliced from 8 exons. NCBI's taxonomy places the organism in Eukaryota, Metazoa, Chordata, Mammalia, Rodentia, Cricetidae. The coding region runs from base 229 to 1209 and encodes 326 amino acids. The record is from RefSeq and is a predicted model, not a curated record.